GGGUCCAGUCCUGAUCCAGUCAAAUUUUUAAUCUCUUUUCUCUCAUCAUCAUAAACAUUAACACAAACACAAACAGCUGUUCUGUUCCAGUUCCUCUCCCAUUUUUACACCACUCUCUCUUUGACUUUCCUUUUUCCAAUCAUCCCAACUUAAAUAAACAAACAUCAACUUAAACAAAAACAGCUGCUCUGCUCCUCCUCCUACACUUUCUUAACUUACAGAUCUAUCUAUCUAUAUCAAGGUCAUAUCUUUAUCUCUCUCUCUAUAUAUUUUUUUCAUGUGAAUCCUAUCUGGGUUUGUGUAUUAGGGUUUAGACCCAUGAUGCUUUUUAAGGAUCUAUAAGAUCUGUUUGGAUCAUCUGAACUUAGUGUGUGUGUGUUUUGUGGACAUGGGUUCUUCUGUUUGUGAUACAGUGUACUAUGUUUGUGUAUCAAAUGUAGGCAAGAUUUUGUAUGCAUAUAAUAGUAAUAGUGUUGGAGAUAUUGAUAUUGAAAAUUUAGCUACUUUAUGUUUAGAAAAAGCUCCUUCUCAUCAUAAAUGGUAUUUUCAAACCAUGUUUAAAAAGACUUUUGGGUUUUUAAUGGAAAGUGAUGGCUUUGUUUAUUUUGCUAUUUUUGAUGAGAAUUUUGGAAAUGGUAAAAAGCUUGAGGUUUUAGGACAUGUUAGAGAUGAGUUCAAGAAAGUUGUUGCCAAAAAAGGGUUGAAACGAAUCUUGGCAAACCCGAAUUCUGUUGCUUUGCAAGAACAGAUGUUGCCUAUUGUGAGGCGUUUGAUUGCGUCGUUUGAACCUGUUGUUGGGUCGGGCUUUAAUGAUGGGUUGUCACCUUCCCCUGUUAAUGAUAGUAAUGGGCAAAGUGAUACGAGUGGUUCGACGAAAGCGCCUUUGUUAGGGAAGUCGAUUAAGCAAGAGAAGAGAAAGACGAGGGAUCAUGUUAUUUCGGUUAGAGAAAACGGGGUGGUGGAGGAUCAUAGGAAGUCUGCAGAUAAAGGUGGUUCUAAGGUGGAUUCUUCGAGUGUGGAUCCCGAUAAUCAAGGUGGUGGUUCUGUUGUGGGGGUUUCGUUGACUAAAGAAGUGAGUUCAAUGACUAGAUCGAGUAAUCAAACUGUACGGACUAAGUGGUGUCGUCAAGUUCGUAUUGUGCUUGCAAUUGAUAUUGUCAUUUGUUUGAUACUGUUUAUUGUUUGGAUAGUGGUGUGUCGUGGUACUGAAUGUCUUCGUUGAAAAUAUGUUCCCCUGUGAAGGAAUCACAAAUACACGUCUAUGUUCUUUGGAUUUCGUUGCGAUAGUAUAUGGAAGCCGCACGUGAUUCCAGAUUUGAGAUUCAAACGUUACAAGGUAUUGGCUCUCCUGGUUAUGUUCAUAACAGCUUUGUGGUUUAAACAUUUUUGUACAUUUAUCAAAAAUCUUAUUUAUUGUACAUUAUCUUGUUGCACUGAAAUUAAAAACUACUGGAUGGAGAUUUUGUGAUUGAUCCUUAACCCCCAUCUGCUUUGUUACAUUAUAUAAUUUUACCAUUUUUUGUUACAAUAUGAGAAUUUAUCA
Messenger RNA from Erigeron canadensis, 1543 nucleotides. RefSeq names its product phytolongin Phyl1.1. The transcript has a single exon. The record is from RefSeq and is a predicted model, not a curated record. Bases 389 to 1222 code for a protein of 277 amino acids. NCBI's taxonomy places the organism in Eukaryota, Viridiplantae, Streptophyta, Magnoliopsida, Asterales, Asteraceae. Gene Ontology annotation, cellular component: membrane.